Molecule: messenger RNA, 2819 nt
Organism: Sinocyclocheilus grahami
Lineage: Eukaryota; Metazoa; Chordata; Actinopteri; Cypriniformes; Cyprinidae
Gene: pcdh2a1
Product: protocadherin b
Exons: 2
Coding region: 124-2559 (811 amino acids)
Biological process (GO): homophilic cell-cell adhesion
Cellular component (GO): plasma membrane
Molecular function (GO): calcium ion binding
Source: RefSeq, a predicted model, not a curated record
GCAUCCUUUUCAGCAGCGUUUUUAAAUCAUUACAGGAAUAUUUUUACAAGGAAGACUGAACACAAGGGAAAUUUCAAGAAGCAACACGACUAGUAACUCCCUCUUACUGAUCUUUUCUUAGUGAUGUUGUGUCUUCUGCUGGAAUUGAUGAUGAAGCCAGUUGGACGGUGGGUUCCAUUUUUCUUUGUACUGUGGGCAACAUGGGAAACAGCUUUGUCUGUGACGCGAUAUUCCAUACCGGAGGAGAUGGAGCGCGGGUCGGUUGUUGCAAAUCUAGCCGCUGAUUUAGAGCUAGAUGUUAGUGGACUAGCACAGCGAGAGGUAAAACUUGAUAUUUUCCAUAACAACAAAUAUCUAGAUAUUAAUAAAAUUACUGGCGAGUUAUUUAUUGUUGAGAAAAUGGAUAGGGAAAAUCUGUGUCCUACGAAAACCACGACAACCUGUUUUCUAAAAUUAGAUUUAAUAAUUGAAAGCCCGUUGCGCAUUUUCAAUAUUGAAUUGGGCAUCACAGACAUUAACGAUAAUGCUCCUCAUUUCCGGCGAGAUAAAAUUGAAUUGGAUGUCUCAGAGUCCGCAACACCGGGAGAACGAUUUUCUUUGCCCAAUGCUUUUGACCCGGACGUUGGUGCCAAUACAGUCAAGACCUAUAAAUUAAGUGAAAGUGAACAUUUUUCUGUUGAUAUACAUUCUGGUAGUGAUGGAACAAAAUAUGUCGAUUUGGUUCUCGUGAAGGCUUUAGACAGGGAAGAGAAGGCUGUUCAUAAUCUGAUACUCACUGCAAUUGAUGGCGGCGUCCCUGCGCGCUCUGGCACGGCUAGUAUUAUUGUGCGCGUCCAAGAUACAAAUGACAACGCCCCUCAGUUUGAUCAGGCAGUUUAUUCUCUGAAUAUGAGCGAGAAUUCUCCAGCUGGUACUGUUGUUAUUAAAUUAAAGGCUACUGAUGCUGAUGAAGGCCCAAACGCAGAUCUUACAUACUCAUUUACGCUUUACACUUCUGAGAAAACACAGGAGAUGUUCUCGCUGAAUUCAAAAACGGGCGAAAUUGCAGUUAAGGACACCAUUGAUUAUGAAGAUAUGAAAAUAUUUGAGAUGUUCGUUGAAGCUAAAGACAAUGGUCCGGUUCCACUCUCCGGUCAAUGCAGAGUGACUGUGUAUGUUAAGGAUAUGAACGAUAACUAUCCCGAGAUAACCAUAAAAUCUCUUAAGAACACAGUGGAUGAAAACAUCCCAGUCGGGUCUGUUAUAGCUCUAGUGGGUGUUAGUGACAGAGACACGGGGAAUAACGGUAAGGUAAAUCUGACAAUGAACAAGUCCUUACCGUUUCUUUUAAACAAAACCUCUGACUACCUCUAUGAGUUAUUGGUGUCGGAACCGUUAGAUCGUGAAAUUGUCCCAGAAUAUGAGAUCACGUUGGUUGUGACGGAUGAAGGAAGUCCUCCCUUAUCUGAUAACGAAACUAUAAGUGUCCAUUUGCUAGAUGUCAACGAUAACGCACCUCAGUUCCCACAGACAUUCUACACGAUACCUGUUAUGGAGAAUAACGCGCCUGGAGCUUUACUGAGCUCUUUAACUGCUAUAGAUCCAGAUCUCCAUGAAAAUCAGUAUUUAGUUUAUUUUAUAAUAGAGAAGGAAAUAGUGAACACCUCCAUGUCCAUGCUGUUCUCUAUUAACCCAGAGAACGGGAAUCUUUACGCGCUAAAGACGUUUGACUAUGAGAUAGAGAAGGAGUUCCUUUUCCACAUCGAGGCCAGAGACUCUGGUGUUCCUCCGCUCAGCAGUAACGUGACCGUUCACAUUAUUAUCAUGGAUCAGAACGACAACACGCCGCUUAUAGUGUCUCCAUGGCGCGCGCACGGCUCGGUGGUUGAGGAAAAGAUCCCGAGAUCCACCGAUAAAGGAACACUGAUAGCCAAAGUCAUCGCCAUAGACUCUGAUUCAGUGCACAACUCUCGAAUCACGUACCAGUUCCUCCACAACACUGACGCCACAUUAUUCAGCUUGGAUCAAUAUAACGGAGAGAUCCGGACCACGAGAAUGUUCAGUUACAGAGACUCGCGCCACCAGCAGCUGGUUGUGAUCGCCAAGGACAACGGAGAGCCCGCGCUCUCUGCUACAGUCACCAUCAAACUGUCCACGGUGGAGACCGCCCUUAAAACCUAUGCUGACAUGACUGAGGUGCCUUUGGGAUAUGACAUCUUCUCCGAUUUAAACCUGUAUCUGGUGAUCGGACUGGGCUCUGUUUCAUUUCUUUUACUCAUCACUAUAUUGGUCACCAUCGUGCUGAAGUGUCAGAAAACGAAGCCCAGCAAAGCGACUCCUCCGUGCAGGAACAGUGUGAUCAGCGAGAGGAACUCGACCAUCGCGGAUUCCACUCUGGUCUCCAACGAUGCCUACUGGUACAGUUUAUUUCUAGCAGAGACGAGGAAAGGAAAGCUGGUGGUCAGACAGCCUGUGCCAAAGGGAGCGAGAUACAUCGUGUCCAGUUUACCGAGGAGCACAGGACUGACCGAGACCAGCGACUCAGCUGCAUCUACACUACAGGUAAGCACUGCCACAUAGUGAAUUGAAAAAAAAGAGGAUAAAAAAGGUAAAAUAUAAGUUAUGGAUGUUUUUUUCCAAGUAAUGUAAAAUGCCCAUUUAGGUUCAAUUUUGCACUUGCAUAUUUGCUUUUAUUUUUCUAGUUCAGCAGUUAAUCUGCUGAAAAUGUAGACAAGAAGAUAAGAUAUAUGUUGCAUCACUUUUACGCGAUGCAGUGUAGGUACUUAUUUUCAGAGAUAAUUCAGCUGCUUUCAAGCUCGAAAUGUUUCUCAAUCAGGAGA